Fusarium verticillioides 7600 is the source of this 759-nucleotide messenger RNA. RefSeq lists its product as hypothetical. The record is from RefSeq and is a predicted model, not a curated record. The transcript has a single exon. NCBI's taxonomy places the organism in Eukaryota, Fungi, Ascomycota, Sordariomycetes, Hypocreales, Nectriaceae. Gene Ontology annotation, cellular component: preribosome, large subunit precursor. The coding region runs from base 100 to 330 and encodes 76 amino acids. Gene Ontology annotation, biological process: ribosomal large subunit assembly.
CGUGAACCUUUUGAGAGUCACAAACCCAGCAGUCAACAUUGCUGGGACUACCUUCGCCAAACCAAAUAGUUCUGUUUUCUUUUUAUCAAACACAUCGAAAUGUCUUCCAAGCCUGCCAGUCAGUCCUCUCCGGAGUUUACCUCCUACUACCUUCAACGCGCAACACAAGAGCUCUCAGAGGACCUUGACAAAGUUCGCAACGCAGAGGACUUCAAGGCCGAUUCUAUUCCUUUCCUUGUUCACGCUCUACAACAGGGUGCGGUACUUUUCUCUCCUGGGGACCAGAAGAGAGUGGUUGCUACACCAAAGACCAAGGACGGGGAUGCAUGAGCAGGCUGUAUAUACCCAGUCCAGAUCAUUUCGGUCUACUGCCCUGAACGCACGACAGCUUUUCAAAUCCGCUCCCUUGCAUUAAGUGAACUCGUGAGAGUCACUCUUCACCACUUCCCACAAGACAAAGGCAUGCCAAAUCACAAGGAUGGCGUUUGUCUUCGCAGAUCGGAAGCUGUUUUAUUGGUACCAAGAACCCUUGACACUACACUCCAAUGCGUCAGAGCAUGUUGUCAAACCAGCAAAACGGGGAAAAGUCAGAUUGAGGAAUUAUGUCAUUUAGCAGCCGUUAUUGCAUAAGGGUAUCUCAAAGCAGAGUCUGCACUACAUCAAGCGCGCAAUAAAAUCAAUCUAUAUAUACGCUUGUCUUCCUCCUGGGCCGAAUCACGGCAAUGUCAUUCCUUCAUCAGUAUGUUCAUAUGCACGGUC